Messenger RNA from Oikopleura dioica, 345 nucleotides. NCBI's taxonomy places the organism in Eukaryota, Metazoa, Chordata, Appendicularia, Copelata, Oikopleuridae. The record is from the annotation of a GenBank genome assembly.
AUGAUGAAAUCAAUAAUGGAUCUACCGGACUGGAAGCUAUUCUUGAAGAUCAAUGGAAAAUACUCCCCAGGCGAGAGUCAAUCAGUAACGUCACUUAUUCGAUCUUUUUGGGAGACCAACAAAAUGGAUUAUCCAAGAUUGUAUAAAAUUACUGGUUAUCUUCUCUCAAUAAAUUCGUCGUCAUCAGAAAUCGAGCGAUUGUUCAGCAUCGUCUCCAGCAAAACAAGAGAUCCGAGUCGAAAUCGCCAGAAGAUGGCUACGAUCGAAAGAAAUUUGCAAAACGAAUUCGCUGGCAAUUUCAAGGAGCUUGGAGAAGAAAUUAAAAAAUUUUAUAAUAAACAGUAG